GUAACGAGGACAAAUUGGCACGAGAACAUUUGAGAACCAAGGAGUUAUAUGAGAGAAAGUUCUCAAAUCAAUCUGAUCUUGUGAUGGCCACUUCAUUGGUUUGCUUGACUUUUGGAAGUCAAAUUUCUAUAUCAGUUAUCAAGACCAACAUUGGUGGUUUAGUUACUAAAACAAUUAGUGACAGUAUAAUUCGAUAUUAUAAACACGAUUUUGUCAUUGAUCUAUGUGAAUAA
This is a messenger RNA of Pelobates cultripes (western spadefoot toad), 233 nucleotides long. NCBI's taxonomy places the organism in Eukaryota, Metazoa, Chordata, Amphibia, Anura, Pelobatidae. The record is from the annotation of a GenBank genome assembly.